UCAACCCAUUGUGCUUCACUUUCCAUAGUAUUUUGUUUUUUUUUUUUACAAAAACAUCCUUCCUCCAUUUCAGACCAAACAAAACAAAGCAAUGAAGCCAGUCUUCACCAUUAUGUCGGCAUUAUUACUUGCCGUCAUCGCCACCGUCAACAGCUGCCCUCCGUCAGACAGGGCGGCGCUGUUAGCAUUCAAAGCAGCUCUCCACGAACCAUACUUAGGAAUCUUCGAUUCAUGGACCGGCACCGAUUGUUGCCACAACUGGUACGGCGUUAGCUGCGACACUGAGUCACACCGAGUCGCCGACAUCAACCUCCGUGGUGAGUCCGAAGACCCCAUUUUCGAACGAGCUCACCGGACCGGUUAUAUGACCGGUUUUAUCUCACCGGAAAUUUGCAAGUUGACCCGUCUUUCAAGUAUUACUAUAGCUGAUUGGAAAGGAAUAACUGGUGAGAUUCCUAAAUGUAUCAGUACGUUGUCGUUUUUACGAAUCCUUGAUUUAGUCGGUAACAAAAUCUCGGGAGAAAUUCCUUACGAUAUCGGGAAAUUGAACCGUCUCACGGUUUUAAACAUCGCCGAUAAUCAAAUAUCCGGGAGAAUCCCAGCUUCGUUAACGAGCUUAUCCAGUUUAAUGCAUCUCGAUUUGAGAAAUAACAAAAUCUCGGGUCCGAUCCCUAGACGUUUCGGUCGACUCGGAAUGUUAAGUCGAGCAUUGUUGAGUGGGAAUCAAAUAAGUGGACUGAUCCCCGGUUCGAUAUCUCGAAUUUAUCGUCUCGCAGAUUUGGACCUCUCGAUGAACAAAAUAUCGGGAUCGAUACCUGCUUCACUCGGGAAAAUGGCGGUACUUGCUACAUUGAAUUUGGAUUGUAACAAAAUAUCGGGUACGAUACCACCAACUCUUUUGACUUCUUCUAUUGGAAACUUGAAUUUGAGUCGAAACGGGUUAGCGGGUAAAAUACCGGAUGUUUUCGGGCCGAGAUCUUAUUUUACCGUGAUCGAUUUAUCAUAUAAUAAGCUUUCGGGUUCAAUUCCGAGAACAUUGACGGCGGCGUCUUAUAUCGGUCACCUUGAUGUGAGUUACAACCACCUUUGCGGGCGGAUUCCUGCCGGAGCUCCGUUCGAUCAUCUCGAAGCAUCGUCAUUUUCUCAUAACCAUUGUCUUUGUGGAAAACCACUUAGAGCUUGUUGAUUAAUUAAGUCGUUAAUAAUGUCAUUAAUUAUAAUUAUAAUUUUAAUUUUAA
Gossypium raimondii (Peruvian cotton) is the source of this 1238-nucleotide messenger RNA. Its product is annotated as DNA damage-repair/toleration protein DRT100. Gene Ontology annotation, molecular function: protein binding. The transcript has a single exon. Lineage: Eukaryota; Viridiplantae; Streptophyta; Magnoliopsida; Malvales; Malvaceae. Bases 92 to 1186 code for a protein of 364 amino acids. The record is from RefSeq and is a predicted model, not a curated record.